GGAGUCAAAAGCUUUGCGGAAGUGUGUGAAACAGGAGUCAUAUGACCGGACAGCAGCAGCUGGAGAAAAUGGUUCCUAGACAUGGAUAAAAUCCUUCAACACGACGCUAAAGCUAAAGCAGCACAUUAAUAGCACCGUUACAUCGUAUUGAUAUACAUAGAUGGACGAGAUUAAAGUGUCUCCUGACUAUAACUGGUUCAGAAGCACAGUUCCCCUGAAGAGAAUAAUUGUUGAUGAUGAUGACAGCAAAGUGUGGUCGCUGUAUGAUGCAGGUCCAAAGAACAUCAGGUGUCCCAUCAUCCUCCUGCCUCCGGUCAGCGGGACGGCCGAGGUGUUCUUCCAGCAGGUCUUGGCUCUGACAGGCUGGGGCUACAGAGUUAUUUCACUGCAGUACCCAGUGUACUGGGAUCUCAUGGAGUUCUGUGACGGCUUCAGGAAGCUUCUAGAUCACCUACAGCUGGAUAAAGUCCACCUGUUCGGGGCGUCUUUGGGAGGAUUUUUGGCUCAGAAGUUCGCUGAAUACACACACAAGUCUCCCCGCGUUCACUCCCUCAUCCUUUGUAAUUCGUUCAGCGACACCUCCAUCUUUAACCAGACAUGGACAGCCAACAGCUUCUGGUUGAUGCCAGCUUUUAUUUUAAAAAAGAUCGUUUUGGGGAAUUUUGCUAAAGGACCUGUGGAUCCUAAAAUGGCAGAUGCCAUUGAUUUCAUGGUCGACAGGUUGGAGAGUCUGAACCAAAGUGAGUUAGCGUCGAGGCUAACACUCAACUGUCAGAACUCUUAUGUGGAGCCACAUAAAAUAAAAGAUGUUGCUCUCACCAUCAUAGAUGUGUUUGAUCAGAGUGCGCUGUCACUCGAGGCCAAGGAGGAGAUGUAUAAGCUGUAUCCCAACGCCAGACGAGCUCAUCUAAAAACAGGAGGAAACUUCCCAUAUCUGUGCAGGAGCGCUGAGGUCAACCUCUACAUACAGAUUCACCUGCGACAGUUCCACGGGACAAGGUACUCUGCCAUCAACCCUGACAUGGUGAGCGCAGAGGAGCUGGAGGUCCAAGAGAGUCACCAGUACUCUGAAGACGACCAAUGAGACAAUGUUGCCUGACAGCUGUUCCCUCCGUACUUUUCAAUCAGUUGAAUUCACAGGACGUUCUCCAGUUUUUCUGUGGAGCUCAGCAGCCGAUUUAGCGAAACAACUGAAAUUAUUUGUAUUUCACAGAUGACUUGAUAUUUUUUGUACAUAAAUGUUACUCUGCCGCUUUGCUUUAAAAACAUACAACUUGCCUUAAUGUGGAAUGAAUCUGAUAAUUGCUGCACUUGUAAACAAAAUGUGUUCAUGUCUGUGUAAACUAUUUAAUUUGGUGGCCACCAAUGAACUGGUUGCCUAGAAGGAUGAUCACACUAGUCACACUGGAGCAAUGUAUAUCUUACUGUGAUGUGUAAUUUAAAAAAAUUGGUAUUCAUUUUUUGGAAGCCUUUACACUAAAAUGAAUUUCUCAUUAUGUAGUAAUUUUCCUCCAUGCCAUAAACAAGAUUCCCAAACCGA
Molecule: messenger RNA, 1540 nt
Organism: Betta splendens (Siamese fighting fish)
Lineage: Eukaryota; Metazoa; Chordata; Actinopteri; Anabantiformes; Osphronemidae
Gene: spg21
Product: SPG21 abhydrolase domain containing, maspardin
Exons: 9
Coding region: 161-1084 (307 amino acids)
Cellular component (GO): cytosol; trans-Golgi network transport vesicle
Molecular function (GO): CD4 receptor binding
Source: RefSeq, a predicted model, not a curated record